Molecule: messenger RNA, 1011 nt
Organism: Exserohilum turcica Et28A
Lineage: Eukaryota; Fungi; Ascomycota; Dothideomycetes; Pleosporales; Pleosporaceae
Product: carbohydrate esterase family 8 protein
Exons: 1
Coding region: 1-1011 (336 amino acids)
Biological process (GO): cell wall modification
Molecular function (GO): pectinesterase activity
Source: RefSeq, a predicted model, not a curated record
AUGCAUUUCUCCCUCGCCUUUGUCCUUUCACUGAGUGCUACUGCUGCUGCAGCGCCUGCUACACUCGUAGCACGCGCUGGACGCACGUCUGCCCCAUCGGGCUGUCUGACCGUGGGCAGCAGCGGUACAUACAAAACCGUACAGGCUGCCGUCAAUGCACUCAGCACCUCUAGCACCAGCGCGCAGUGUAUUUUUAUUGCCAAGGGAACCUACAAGGAGCAGGUCUACAUUCAGCAGCUCAAGUCAGCCUUGACUAUUUACGGCCAGACCGAAAACACCCAAGACUACAGCAAAAACACCGUCACCAUUACCCAGGGGAAGAGUCUGAGUAACUCUGGCAGUGACAACGCGUCUGCCACCCUCCGUGCAUGGACCCCCAACUUGAAGGUCUACAACAUCAACUUUGUCAACACCUAUGGCCAGGGUUCGCAGGCCCUCGCACUGAGCGCCAGUGCCACUAAUCAGGGCUACUAUGCUUGCCAAUUCAAGGGCUUCCAAGACACUGUACUGGCAGAGACUGGCAACCAGGUCUACGGCCAGUGUUACAUUGAGGGUGCCACCGACUUCAUCUUCGGCCAGAACGCAAGGGCGUGGUUCGAUGGCUGCACGAUUGGCGUGCUUGCCGCCAACCUGGGCUUUAUUACAGCCAAUGGCCGCAACUCCGAUUCCAACCCGUCUUACUACGUUAUCAACAAAUCUAAUGUCAGUGCUGCAGCGGGAAACAAUGUUCCAAACGGUGCCUACUACCUCGGUCGCCCGUGGAAAGACUAUGCUCGUGUUGUGUUCCAGGAGACUAGCCUCAGCAGUGUCAUCAAUUCACAGGGCUGGACCACAUGGAAUGGCAAUGCCUCGAGUACAGACCAUGCCUUGUUUGGCGAAUACCAGAACACUGGUAGUGGCGCUUCAACCACGCGGGCGUCCUAUGGCCAGCAACUCAGUGCUCCCCUUACCGUCGAUACGAUAUUGGGAAGCGACUACAAGACCUGGGUUGAUACAUCCUACUUGUCCUAA